Molecule: messenger RNA, 5281 nt
Organism: Populus nigra (black poplar)
Lineage: Eukaryota; Viridiplantae; Streptophyta; Magnoliopsida; Malpighiales; Salicaceae
Exons: 9
Coding region: 714-4724 (1336 amino acids)
Source: RefSeq, a predicted model, not a curated record
AUAAUAAAGAAAAAAAAAAAACCCUCUCGGAGGCCCAAACUCCCUCAAAUGUAAUUUUCUCUAGCCCCCGCAAUUUCCAUUUCCUCUAAGCAAACACCCCCGCUCCCUUUCUCUCUCUCUCUGCAACCCCGAGAAUAAUAGGAAAGGAAAAAAACUAAUCACUGUAUUGAAAUUGAUCCACGCCUCCAUCCUUAAUUCAGAAAUAAAUUCAACGCACCUAAUAUUGCUUAUUGCAUUUGCUAUGUGGUCCUUUUUAAUCCUGCAAUAUUUCUUUAUUUGAUUUGCCGACACUUCAAUCAUUAUAAAUUUUUUCUUUUAUCAGGAUUCAGAUUUUCUCUGUUUUUUUUUUUUGUAUCUGGGCUCGUAAUUUCCAGCGUUUCCUCUGAUUUAGUUUAAUUUAUUAUUCUGUUUUAUUCAGGAGAAUCCUUUCAAUCAUGCAAUGUCACGUAAGUGCCCAACUUAACUGAAAUUGAUUUGUGUUUUUUUUACCAAAUAUUGGUGGAAAUUUCAGCACCUGCUCUUUUUUUUUUCAUUUUUGGAAACAGGUUAUCCUGAAAACCUAUUUCUGAAUACUGUACCUGUUUUUUUGUGGUUGUAUUGGUUUCAAGUGUUUAAAAUUUGUUAUUUUCUGGAAGAAAGUUGGUUUGUUGGUUUUGGAAUAAAAGGGGAGAGAGAGAGAGAGAGGAAAACACUUGCUUUUAUUUUAGGAUUGCAUGGGAGAGCAUGAAGGGUGGGCACAGCCACCAAGUGGGCUAUCGCCAAAUGGCCUAUUGCCCAAUGAAGCUCCCUCUGUGAUCAGAGUGCUUGAUUCAGAGCGAUGGUCAAAGGCCGAAGAGAGAACUGCAGAGCUUAUUGCCUGUGUUCAGCCCAACCAGCCCUCUGAAGAGCUUCGCAAUGCCGUUGCAGAUUAUGUGCAGCGGCUUAUUGCAAAGUGCUUUCCUUGCCAGGUAUUCACCUUUGGGUCUGUACCACUAAAGACUUAUUUACCUGACGGGGAUAUUGACUUAACAGCCUUCAGUAAGAAUCCUAAUUUAAAAGAUACAUGGGCUCAUCAGGUUCGUGAUAUGCUGGAGAAUGAGGAGAAGAAUGAAAAUGCUGAAUUCCGAGUGAAGGAGGUUCAGUACAUUCAGGCAGAGGUGAAGAUAAUAAAGUGUCUUGUGGAAAACAUUGUGGUAGAUAUUUCAUUUAACCAACUUGGUGGACUGUGCACCCUUUGUUUCCUUGAGGAGGUUGAUAAUUUGAUAAAUCAAAACCAUCUAUUCAAGCGUAGCAUUAUAUUGAUAAAGGCCUGGUGUUACUAUGAGAGCCGAAUACUUGGUGCUCACCAUGGAUUGAUCUCCACCUAUGCUUUGGAAACCUUGGUUCUAUAUAUAUUUCAUGUUUUCAACAACUCCUUUGCGGGUCCUCUUGAGGUCCUUUAUCGUUUUCUCGAGUUCUUCAGUAAGUUUGAUUGGGCUAAUUUAUGUGUUAGUCUCUGGGGUCCUGUACCUAUUAGUUCACUUCCAGAUGUAACAGCGGAACCUCCUCGAAAGGAUGGUGGAGAGUUACUACUUAGCAAAUUAUUUCUUGAGGCUUGUAGUGCUGUGUAUGCUGUUUUACCUGCUGGACAAGAUAAUCAAGGGCAACCUUUUUUGUCCAAACACUUCAAUGUUAUUGAUCCUUUGCGUGUAAACAACAACCUGGGACGUAGUGUCAGUAAAGGUAACUUCUUUAGGAUACGCAGUGCGUUUGCAUUUGGAGCUAAAAGGCUAGCUAGGUUACUUGAUUGCCCCAAAGAAGACCUGUGUUUUGAAGUAAAUCAGUUUUUUCUGAACACCUGGGAGAGACAUGGCAGUGGCCAUCGUCCUGAUGUGCCAAGGAAUGAUUUGUGGCAGUUGAGAUUGUCAAACCAUGAUUACUUGCAUGGGCCUGAGAGUCUAAGGAACAAUUCAAGCAGCAAACCUUCCGGUCAUGAAGCUCAAGUUGAUGUGGCUCAUGGCUCAUGUACUGUUCCCUCCCAGCAUGAUAAUUAUUCCAUAGAUAGCACAUCCAAAGGUAGUGAAGUUUCAACACUUUCUCGUACUCAAAGCCAAAAGACUAACGCUAACACUAACAGCACAAGGAGCACCUCUGAUCAGAGUAGAAGGGAAUCUACUUCCAAUCAGAGCAUGCAUGCUGAUAGAAGUCAGAGAAAUGAAAAACCCGACAACUUAGUCACUGAUUUUCAGGGAAGGUAUCUUUUUGCUAGGACAUGCUCUAGUCCUGAACUUACUGAGACAUAUAGCGAAAUUUCUUCUCAAGGAAGGCGUAACAAAGUCCAAGAAAGUGGGAAAGGCCAGGCUUCAUCUGCUAGGCUAAAUCAUGGCAGGAGGAAAAACGUGGGAUCUGAUAAUUUGAAAAACCAUGGUAUUAGCUCUUCAAGUGAUGAUCCUUCAUCUGUUAGUCACACCAUUUCCAGUCAAAGCUGCAAUCCUGCUGCUGAUUCAAAUAGUUACCACGAAGAUUCAUGCUUGGAUGUCGCCAAUGAAGAAUUUGUUUCUGUCCUAGGGUCACAGGGGAUGCAUCAGGAAGAGCAAGAUCUUGUGAAUGUGAUGGCUUCUUCUACUGGUGUGGGUUUCAAUGGACAGGUUCAUGUUCCACUGAAUAUGGCACCUGCUCACAUUUCUCUUCCAAUUCCACCUUCUGUUCUAGCUUCAAUGGGAUAUGGUCAGAGAAAUAUGGGUGGAAUGGUACCCGCAAACAUUCCCUUCUUGGAGACUCCUUGGGGUUCAAAUAUGCAAUUUCCUCAAGGUUUGGUUCCAUCACCAUUAGCCCAUUAUCUUCCUGGCAUUGAAUUGACUUCAAACCAAGAAGAUUCAAUUCAACCUGGUAAUGAGAAUAUUGGUCCCGUGGAAAUGAAUGUCAGGGAGCCUGAUCAUGAUUUCUGGCAUGAGCAGGAGAGGAGCUCCAUUAGUGGAUUUGAUAAAGAAAACGGACGCUUUGAGAUGCAUCAAUUAGAUGAUCCGCAGCCUAGUUCAUCUAGUUAUAAAUUUGUUUCAUCAUCUCGAAGAGGUGGCUCUGGCAACUCUUUGAGAGCUCACCAGAAGCUCACCAGAGAAACCGGAGGGCCAGCUAGGGAAGAAUCUAUAGGUGCUUUAACAUAUCAAGAAAACAGAGGCACUGAAGAAUACUUUGAUGAUACAAGUGCAUGUUCAAGGUCCUUCACUACGGUGAAUAUUAGUCCCUUGAGAAGUAAAACCUCAUCUGAGAGUUCGUGGGAAGGAUCAUCAGCAAAGCUGUCAAAGCCUGUGAAGGAAAAAAGAGGUAGGAAAACGGUUUCUUCUGCAGUGCAGUCUUCUGUUUAUGGAAAAGGUAAGAGUGCCUCUGAACAUUCUUCCAAUCUGACAGAUGAUGACAAUAAAGAAUGGAAUGCGCCAUCAACAAUGGGCCCUGAACCUGAAAGAAGCAUAGGAUCCCAAACUGAAUCUUCUGCUGCUUUGCAUGUUUCAAGGCAUCAAGUACCUGGAUAUGAAAGAGCACAGCCAAGUGAAUCUGAUUCAUUGAUACCCAUUGCUCCAGUGCUCUUAGGUCAUGGUUCACGGCAAAGAUCUGCUAAUAACUCAGGGGCAGGGACUGUUCACUAUACAUUUUAUCCUGCAGGGCCACCAGUUCCAUUUGUUACGAUGCUUCCACUGUACAACUUCCCAACUGAGACAGGAACUUCUGGUGCAUCAACUAGCCAAUUUGACAGUGAAGAGGGCCUUGAUAACAGUGAUUCGGGUCAAAAUUGUGAUUCAUCUGAAGGAAUUGAUCUAUCUGAGGUUUCAAGUACCUCCAGUUCUAUGAAAAUGGCUGCUUCUGUUGAGCCAUUGGAACACAAACCUGACAUUCUUAAUAGUGAUUUUGCUAGCCACUGGCAGAACUUGCAGUUUGGGCGUUUAUGCCAAAACACACGAAAUCCUGCACCUAUGAUUUAUCCAUCACCUGUUAUGGUGCCGCCUGUGUAUUUACAGGGCCGUUUUCCUUGGGGUAGUUCUGGGAGACCAGUUUCAACUAACACAAAUAAUUUUACUCAGCUAAGUAUUGUUCCAGUUGCUCCACUACAGUCUGCAUCUAAUAGACCUGCUGGUGUCUAUCAGCAUUAUGUUGAUGAAAUGCCUAGAUAUCGAGGUGGAACUGGGACCUACUUGCCGAAUCCAAAGGUUGCUGUCCGAGACCGGCAUGCUACAAAUAUGAGAAAGGGAAAUCACAACUACAAUAGAAGUGACCACCAUGGUGAUAGGGAAGUGAGCUGGAACAAUAAUUCUAGAGCACGAGCUGCUGGUCGCGGCAACAAUCGCAGCCAUGCUGAGAAGUCUAAUACAAGGCCAGACCGGUUGGCUGGUGAGAGUCAAACUGAGAGGACAUGGGGCUCACAUAGACAUGAUAUGUUCCCUUCGUGCCAGUCUCAGAAUGGUUCCAGCAAUGUGGCAUAUGGCAUGUAUCCAUUACCAUCCUUGAAUCCUGGAGUAGCAUCAAAUGGACCUACCAUUCCUUCUGUUGUCAUGCUGUAUCCUUAUGAUCAUAAUACUGGCUAUGGUUCUGCAGAGCAUCUUGAGCUUGGGUUCGUUGGGCCAGUAGCUUUCUCAGGUGCAAAUGAGACCUUGCAUUUAAAUGAGGUGAGUCGAUCAAGUGGGGGAUUUGAUGACCAAAGGUUUCAUAGCAGCUCUGCUCAUCAGCCAUCUCCAGAUCAGCCUUCUUCACCCCAUGUCCAGAGGGAGAUUUGACUUUCGUUGCAAACUCUAUGGCCCAGAGGAAUCAGGUAUUAUCAAUCAAAGGAUGACAAUUCCUCGUGCGUUUCCAAACCAGAAAACGAUGGUGGGAGAAACGAUGAAGAGAAAACCUUCAACUACAAGGUUUUUCCAUUCUCACCUUAUUGUUAAUGGUUUCUCAGUUUGAUCCAUGUCAUCAUUUUCUCAAGGUCGCACUUCUUGGUGGCUUGUGCUUGUUUGUACACUAGAGGUCAUUAUCUAACCUGUCCUGCUUACAAGAAUUAACAGAUUGGCAGGUAAUGGGAUGCAGGCUCUGUGAUUAGUUCUUUUUUAAAAUAUAUUUUAGGGUUCAACACCAUGUAACUCCACUGAUGUAGAAGCUCGCAGAUUUAGAAUCUAGAACUUUAUCAUGUUCAAAAAAACGUUUCUCGGGAUCUUCUUCCACGAUGUAUUAGGGAUUUUGAUUCAUGAGUUCGGUGUAACAGCUAAACUAUACUCGUUUCAAAAAGUACGGUGUAGUAAUACUACCCCCAAAGAUGGGGUGAAAAUGCACGAUGCUCUUAGGUUUCCAA